GUGCAGCCCUGAGAUACAAUACUACAUUUAAUUUUCUUGUCUUCCCAAGGACCUGUAUGACAUGGCUUCAAGCACGGCUGACCCAAGCAGCCUCGUCCACCACACCAACUCCUGCCUUCCCCACCACCCGCCCCGGGUGGCCAGUGUGAUGCUGUCUCUGUUCUACACGGCCCUCUUGAUCUUUGCCGUCCUGGGAAACAUCCUGGCCCUUCACCUGGCCUAUCAAAAGGACAAGAAGAUCAACUCGACAGGUGUCUUCCUGGUCCACCUGUCAGUGUCCGACCUCCUGUUCGCUCUGACCCUGCCUGGAAAGAUCACCUACUUCUUGCUGGACUUCAACUGGCCUUUCGGGGAGGGGCUCUGCAGGCUGACGGCCUUCAUCUUCUUUGUGAACACCUACUCAGGCAUCUACCUGAUGACGUGCGUGAGCGUGGACCGCUAUUUGGCCGUGGUCCGCGCCCACCAAUGUGUCCGGCUGCGUGAGCCCGGGCGGGCCCAGCUCAUCUGUGCGGCCGUGUGGAUCCUGGCGACGCUGCAGACGGCGCCCCUGCUCGGGUUCACCAUGACCAUGCGCGUGGCUGGCAGGCUGACAUGCAUGGAGUACGACAGCGUCCAGCGGGUGUUCACGCUGCCCGUCAUGGUCCUGGUGACCUCCGCUCUGAGCUUCUGCGGGCCGGUGGCCGUCAUCCUCUUCUGCUACGUGAAGAUCACCGUCAAGCUGUGCAGGACGGCCCGGGACAACCCGCUGACGAGCCAGAGGGGCCACCACCGCAGAGCCUGCCUGCUCACGCUGGUGGUGCUGGUGGCCGUGGUCGUGUGCUUCAUCCCCUACCACCUCCACGUCAUCCAGUUCAUGGUGACGAAGAUGCUCCGCCAGCCCACCUGCCCCGAGCAGAGGGUCUUCAAACUGUGCCUGCAGCUCACCGUCUGCCUCAUGAACUUGAACUGCAGCAUCGACCCCGUCGUUUACUUCUUCGCGUCCUCGCGUUACAGGAAAUGGCUCCGCCACUUUCUGAAACUCAAAGCAUCACCAUCCUCUACCUCCUCCCGGCAGGGAAAAGCUUCCUCAGAAACACAAAGUAUCAACCAGACAGGAGGCUCCUCGCCCUUGGAGGAGAAUGAAGUCUAAGAGGUGAUGGGCUUUCAUACUGCACCUGGGGGUCAGGGGGAGAGGACCCUAAGCUUGUACAAUUUGGGGAUUGGGUUCUUUAAGAAAAAGAAUACAAAACCAUAGAUGCGAAGUUAGGUACAAGGUCGUGGAAGGUGAGUGAGGAGCUCUGAAGCAAGCAUUCAUUAGCUUUGCCGUAAACCUACUUCUGGGGCUUCCCCGGUGGCUCAGCUGGUAAAGAAUCUGCCUGCACUGCGGGAGACCUGUGUUCAAUCCCUGGGUUGGGAAAAUC
Molecule: messenger RNA, 1400 nt
Organism: Bubalus bubalis (water buffalo)
Lineage: Eukaryota; Metazoa; Chordata; Mammalia; Artiodactyla; Bovidae
Product: G-protein coupled receptor 183-A-like
Exons: 1
Coding region: 62-1129 (355 amino acids)
Biological process (GO): G protein-coupled receptor signaling pathway
Cellular component (GO): membrane
Molecular function (GO): G protein-coupled receptor activity; oxysterol binding
Source: RefSeq, a predicted model, not a curated record